CACAAGGCACAUAUACAGGCAAACAACAGAGAUACCUGCUGCAGUAUUUGCAUAUCAGCUUGUACGAUUUAAACAGCAGACAACAGAUCCAAACGACAUAUAUACAUAUCUACUAAUACAGCGCAGCUUAACAGGAUAAACACGAUAUAAAUAUCUGUCACUUUAGCCGGCUGCUGAUUGGUCCGUGCAGAGGUUUGAUCAUGUUUACCUCCCAGACCUCGUCCUUCCAGGACUCCAUCGACGUGGAGGAGAGGGAUGACUUUGACAGCGAAGACAUCGCGGGAUACAGCCAGAAAAUCCAGCUGAACUGCUACUACACCAUCUAUCUUUAUCAAGGCACAAGAUCUGAGGCUUCUGGGGAAAAUGGGGCAUGGAACCAGAGACGAGCAGACUCCACAACCAGUCAGGAUGACUUUAGCCUGACGCUCAUCGACAGCAGCCUGCCAUCAGAGGCCGAACCUGAGCUGCGCACCUACAUCUCGAGGAGGCUGAGCAAAGGAGCUCUGCUGGGAGGCAUGGGCAACAUCGCCACCGUGGAGCUCAGUAUCCCGGAGCAGGCAGUCGGCUGCUACUGCUGCCUCCUGGAGCAGGAAAGGUCUCCUGAACAGCCUGAUGCAGACGGAAAUGGUUACGUCAUCUGCUUCAUGGGCGGCUCUGAAAAAGGACUGAAUCUAUUUAGAUUAGAGCUGGAUAAAUACGUCCAAGGCCUUCAUAGCAGCCUGCAAACUCCAGAGCUGCAGAACCUUGAAACGGAGGUGCGUCCCUAUCUGAGCCGGUGGUACGAGGAGUCUGUGAUGCACAUUCAUCGGGUGGUGCAGCUGGUCCAGAGCAACAUCAGCUUUUUGCUGCAUGCUGCUUUGAGUCACACGCCCGUGGAGGUCACUAACUCAGACGAGAGGACGGUGACUGAUGUGUCCAGGUUCAUCAAAGCAGCCAGCUUGCAGGGUUUGUCCCAACAAGACACGACAGCAGCUUCUCUGUGUAAGGCCAUCUCAGAGGAAACUCAGUCCGACCUGAUCAUAGACUGCUCCACCAGCCCGCCCACUCUCUCUAACACCGUCAGUAACCGUUUCUGCGACGACUGGACUCAGGCAUUUCUAAACGCAGCAGAGCGAUGUAAUCCUUUCCUGCUUGGACAGAUUCUGGAGAACUUUAAACUGAAGGCGAUCCAGGACAUGAACAGCCUGAAGCGUUUCGUGCGGCAGGCCGAGAUGAGUCACUACGCCCUGUUUCGCUGCUGCCAGUUCCUGCAGGGCUGCGGAAACGGGAAUGUUCUGCUGCAGAACGCCAGGGCCGAGCACAGCGACCUGCCUGAAGCCUGCAGCAUAAUUUCUGUCCUGGAGGAGUUCCUCAGGGAUCAAUCCUCGGCCAAGGCCUGAUCGUGUUACAACACAUAACUCUAAGCUGUCGGGCAUGAAAAAAACUUUCAUCUAUUGUUGCUCUGCUCUUCCAGCCACAGAACAACCAAGUAUCACUUAAUUAUAGCACUACAUGGUAAGUUUAAUAUUAGUUUGCCAGAUAAAAUAUGGGCACAUGGGAAAUUUUGAAUUGACCAAUUUCUGCAUGGUAGACUCAGACUUCAAAUAUGUAGCCGCCUUCACAUAUUUACUCCUAAAAAAGAAAAUGUCCAUCUUGCUGCCUUGCUGUUGCUCAUCUGUAACAGGAUAUUAACACCUCCGGCCCCGCUCACUUGCGGUGAAUUUUACAGAAUAUUUCUGCUGUAUUCUGCUGAAUUUACCCGGGAGCUGGCAGAAAAACAUCUGGGUAAAAUUCAGCUGUUUCAAUUCAAACAUGCAUCCCAAGCCCGAACAUUUCUGGACAUUUUCAGGAGUUUCAUUGUGAAGCACGAUAUGUAAUAAAACACAUUGGUGUCUGUGCUGGCAUCACGGCUGCUUCUCAGUGAGGAGAAGCGUACUGUAACUGUAACAUCACUACAUUUAAACCUGAAAGUUUAGCUCUUAAUUGAAGAUUAUAUCAGAAAAGAAGAGACGGACGAUGAUCCCAGAGAAGGCGGUCCAGAUGAAAAUAUCAGUGUAGUUGUUGUGGCACGUUGCUCGUAUCCAUCGUAUCCAUUCCUUUUGUACUUUAAACGUCAUGAGUGUGAGUUUCCAAACAAUGAACCAAAUACAAGUCCUCGUGUUUUACUGCUAACUGACAAUGACGGAAACCCCUGAGCUGAUCCAAACUAAAGCUACUGCUCAUCGGAGUGGAUUUAUUUGAUGUCUAAAUAUUCCUUAAUUAUUAUUGUUUUGUAUCAUGUUUGAUUGUACUUGUCGUAUCUCUGCAGAAGGAACUUAUGGAGAAUGCACAAAUCACUUUUCUGCAUUGCUUGUUAUGUACGCCUCGCUUUUGUUUAUAUCUCAACCCGAUAGCUGCACUACUGUUAUAUUUUCUAAUGAACACUGCGACUGUUUUUAUCUGUC
Labrus mixtus (cuckoo wrasse) is the source of this 2423-nucleotide messenger RNA. RefSeq names its product chromosome 20 C17orf75 homolog (gene c20h17orf75). The transcript is spliced from 10 exons. Bases 201 to 1379 code for a protein of 392 amino acids. The record is from RefSeq and is a predicted model, not a curated record. Lineage: Eukaryota; Metazoa; Chordata; Actinopteri; Labriformes; Labridae. Gene Ontology annotation, cellular component: trans-Golgi network.